AUGUCUGCGCUUCUGCGUGAGCUGUGUCCUGUGAACGUCCUCCGGCCCACGUUUCCUUCUUCGGUGACUUCGUCAUCUGUAUCUGCGCUGGUUGCGGUGUACAAUGAUGCGGUCUCUCGUGAGUCGGGUGCGUUGGAGCGUGCUCUGCGUGAGGUUUACUCCUUGGAUUCUGUCUCACUUCCGUCCGUGAUUGAUUUCGAGGGCAUGUCGUCGUAUCAUUCGUCCGUGCUGCGUGGCCGUCGUUUGUCGGUGUUGUCGUGGAUUGCCUUGAACUGGAAGGGCUGCGUGUUACGCACUGAUGUGGGUUUAUACGGUGCUUUGCAGAAGUCGUUGCACGGCGUCGAUGGCGACGCUCUUUCGACUCUGACUGCGGCUAUGUUUUUUGUGCUUCUGAGCUUGUCCGGCAUCAUCUCUGGCUUUCGGUUGUUUGGCAACUCGCUUGUGCAGUGGCUGUGGUGUAUCGCCACGCUGCUGCUGUACAACACGUCGUUCGUGUUCAGCCAUUCCGGCAUUGUUGUUUUGUGGACAGCCGUCUUCCACCUCGUGGGCCUGCUAGUGCUGCAUGGCGCCGUGAGGCCCAAGUCCGAGUCUCGUGGUGGCGCCGUUGACGGCUCCGCAAGCUACCUGCGUGCCCACGUCUGCGUCCGUGGUCUCUUCAUGGUCGCCACCAUCAUCGGUACGGUUGCGACGCUGCCGUCGCUCACCCCCCUCAGCAAUACUGGCAUACGACAACCUGCACUUUAA
Messenger RNA from Babesia bigemina, 744 nucleotides. RefSeq lists its product as hypothetical. Lineage: Eukaryota; Apicomplexa; Aconoidasida; Piroplasmida; Babesiidae. Bases 1 to 744 code for a protein of 247 amino acids. The transcript is spliced from 4 exons. The record is from RefSeq and is a predicted model, not a curated record.